AAGUGAAAACUUAAAAACACUUUAAUACAAUACAUCAAAAAUUUGUAGGAUAAUGUUUUCUCGUCACUCAAAUUUGGUCGUCCCUAAACAAACCUCCGUCGUAAACUUCCUGGCCACCAUGUCUCCGCCAUCCACCGCCGUUGUCUACGACCAACACGGCCCGCCCGACACCGUCACAAGAGUUACGAAGAUUCCACCGGUGGAGAUGAAUGAGAACGAGGUGUGCGUGAAAAUGCUUGCAGCUCCCAUCAAUCCCGCCGAUAUCAACAGAAUAGAGGGAGUGUAUCCGGUACUGCCACCAACACCUGCAAUAGGGGGAUGGGAAGGUGUUGGAGAAAUACAUUCUGUGGGCUCUGCUGUUAUGGCUUUUUUCCCCUGGAGAUUUGGUUAUUCAUGCCGCUUAUCUUUCAGGUAAUUAUUCAAACUAUAG
Molecule: messenger RNA, 430 nt
Organism: Solanum tuberosum (potato)
Lineage: Eukaryota; Viridiplantae; Streptophyta; Magnoliopsida; Solanales; Solanaceae
Product: probable trans-2-enoyl-CoA reductase, mitochondrial
Exons: 3
Coding region: 53-415 (120 amino acids)
Biological process (GO): fatty acid metabolic process
Cellular component (GO): mitochondrion
Source: RefSeq, a predicted model, not a curated record